Messenger RNA from Cryptotermes secundus, 1174 nucleotides. Its product is annotated as keratin-associated protein 6-2-like. Bases 35 to 682 code for a protein of 215 amino acids. The transcript has 2 exons. The record is from RefSeq and is a predicted model, not a curated record. NCBI's taxonomy places the organism in Eukaryota, Metazoa, Arthropoda, Insecta, Blattodea, Kalotermitidae.
CACACACCUCGUGCCGUGACCACGGGAUACUUAGAUGGCCUUACGUCACAAGAUGAGAACUCUGGUCCCGUUUGCAGUAGUGAUCUUCAUCGCCGUAGCUACAGAGGCCAGCACGAACUAUGGCGGAUCCGGAAGUGGCUAUGGCGGAUACGGAAGCGGCUAUGGUGGCUAUGGUAGCGGCUAUGGCGGAUCCGGAAGCGGCUAUGGCGGAUACGGAAGCGGCUAUGGCGGAUACGGAAGUGGCUAUGGCGGAUACGGAAGUGGCUAUGGCGGAUCCGGAAGCGGCUAUGGCGGAUACGGAAGUGGCUGGAACUAUGCAGGGGGAGGCUGGGACUCUAGACCGAAUUAUGUGAGCGGAGGAUAUGGCGGAUACAGACCUUCCUACAGCUAUGGGGGCUCGAGACCAAGCUAUGGCUAUGACUAUAGUUCGAGACCCGGUUCCGGCUAUGGGAAUGGCUACAGCUAUGGCGGUUAUGGGUAUAGAUACAGACCAAGUGAUUAUUACAGUCAGGGUGGUUAUGGGGGAUAUCGGCCAUAUGAUGGGGGUUAUGGCGGUUAUCGUCAAGGCAGUUAUUAUAGCCAAGGUACUGGGGGUUAUCGCCCCUAUGAAGGUGGAUAUAGUCUUGGAAGCUAUGGAGGCUACCGUGGGUCAGAUUAUGGUUAUAAGAGUGGGUGGUGGUGAUUUUACAGAUUUUCCCGCAAAUGUGUAUUUCAUGAUAUUAUGGGGGAAGGGGGGUAAAUAAAUUAUAGAAAUUCUGAAAAUAAGCGUAGCACCUGUUAUUUAGGGAAACAUGGUGCAGAACCAUAGCUGCGUUAUUUUGCCAGAAACUGAAGUAACUGAUGAUCAUAUGCCUUACAUAUAAGACAGACAGUUGCACCAAUCUAGAUCUGGCGUGGCCCAUCACAAGGAGUUCCAAAUUUUAGGGAAAUAAUAUUCCCUGGAUAUACGUAUUUUAAAUUGGUUAUUAACAUGAAACCAAAACUCACUACUUAAAUCUUAACCCAAUAAAUUAAUUUAGCUUUAACUUGUAAGUUCAAUCACUUUUAUACAAUUAAAUUCCGUCUGUAUAGAAGAUACAAUUUAACGGUUUUAGUGAUACAUAAUAUUUCUUGUAAGAUUUGAGGCUUUCACGGCGGUGACUAUGAAGAAAGCAGUCUUCUGGGAUUUGGCACC